AUGGUAAAAACCCUGAACGUGUAUCUCCGUCAAGAAGUCCCAGAUGCCACCUAUACUGCGAUCCUGGUUAGUCAGAGGGGUCCUUCAGAAUGGCACCGAGAUGUCAACAAUGCGGAAGGGUCCAUCAACUGGGUAGUUCCAUUAGGAGAUUUUCAAGGUGGCGAAAUUAGAGUGUUACCUGAAGGGCUAAGAACCGAUGAAGCUGAUGUAGAUGAGCAUAUGGGCAUCUUGUACCCCCCAGCAAAUCAUCCAGUGUCAUUCAAUCCCAAAAGGAGACACAAGGUUCUUCCUCAUACCGGGAAUCGUCUCGUCUUGGUUGCCUAUACACCUCGAGGAUGGACUCGUCUUCCAGAGUCGACGAUAAAGGAACUUCGGGAGCUUGGGUUUCCGGUUCCUCCGCUGCCUAAGGGAUCCGAGCCAGUAGUCAGAGCUGUUUCAGUAGCCUAUGUCGGCGACGACAGUAGUGAAGGCGAUGGUGGCUUAGGCUGCACCAUUGUAGAUGACCAGCAGUAUGCCAUGGAUGAGAAGUUGGUAGAAAUGCUGCAAGCUGACCUUUACUUCCUCUCACGGGUCUUUUCUUGGGAGUGUCAGUUGGCGUCCGAAACGCUGAGGGAAGCCGGGCCGUCAAACUGCCCAAGCAUGUGCUACAUCAACAUGUUGGACUCGCAAAUCCAAGAGCUGCAAGAGGAGUUGCUGUGGAUCGAUUCCGGGACAAAGCUUGAUGGCACUGUCAGCGGGCAUGAUGACGAGAGGCUAGCCAAGGCUAUGAUAAGGACACUAGCAGUGAAGGAAAGCGAGAAGGGCCCACAAGAAGAAAGUGAGCCAGAGGUGUUCCUGCAGGCUAGGACUAUCGACCCGCAGCAGGCAGCGGGCGAACUUGAAAAGUGGGUCCCCCCACUGUUGGACGAAUACACUGGGUUACGCUUUCAAUAUGAAGCCAUCUACCCCAUCGACGUGAACCAGUUGUGUGAGGAAGAUGUGCAGAGUGGAGCAAUAGAAAUCCUACCUGCAAAGGUGGUGUUCACGAGAAAGCCACCGGUGGGAAAAAGACGCGCGCGCAUAGUGGCGUGCGGAAACUUUCAGCAGAAGACCUGGAGCGAUCAAGUUGCAGUUGCUCGUCGAGAGGUAUACGCCUCUGGGCUAGACACCAUCGCGUUGAGAAUCCAGUUGCGACAGGCGUCUCUAUGUGGGUGGACCGCUGCAAUCCUAGACAUAAGAAAAGCCUUCCUGUAUGCGCCGCUGCACGAACGGAAGGGAAAAGGAAAACGCAUAAUCUUGAUGCCGCCUAAAAUACUGGUCAAGGCCAAGAUAAUCCCACCGUCGGAGCGAUGGGUUAUCCAGAGAGCACUAUACGGCUUGGACUUAAGCCCGGCGGCAUGGAGCCGACACCGUGACAAAUGUCUUUCUCAGCUGAAGUGGGCCUUCGAGGGUUUGGAGUACAGACUAACACAGAGCGAUUCCGAACCGUCUCUUUGGAAAAUCCAGGAUUCCAGCAACGCUUUGAAGGGGCUCAUUGGCGUAUAUGUUGACGAUAUGCUCUUGAGUGCUUGCAGAGGCUUCUUGGAAUCAGUGGCAGGGGCCAUUCAGACGCUUUGGGAGACCAGCGACAUUAAGUUUGCGGAGGACGGUUUGCACUUUCUUGGUGUUGAUAUCCGGCUGCACAAUGGUAGGUAUUACCUAACACAAGUGAGCUAUGUCACCGAGUUGCUGAACAGGCAUCCCGAAAUUGAGGGGACUGCGUCGACGCCGUAUCCAGCUGAGAAGGAUCAGGAGACCGAAGAAGAGAAUAUCCAGAUGGAGUCGGUUCGCUUAGCGCAGGGGCUGAUUGGAGAAUUAACGUGGUUGGCCACGAAAACAAGGUUGGAUAUCGCGUGGGCGGUGAACCGUGCUUCUCAGCUUUCUAGCAAGCGUCCUAGCAGGGCGAUUGCAGUGUGCCAAAACAUCGUGCGAUAUCUCCGAGGAAAGCCGGAUUUGGGCCUGGUGUACGGGCCGAAGCCUGCGCAGGGCGUGAAGGUCGAAAUGACGGAGGGGACUCUAGAAGUCGCCACAGACGCGUCGUUUGCACCGCUGGGCGAAAAGUCACAAACCGGCGUGGUGUUAAAAUGGGCCGGCGCUGUCAUCGGCUGGGUUUCCUCAAAGCAGACGUUCGUCUGCCUGAGUUCGGCAGAAGCUGAGCUAUAUGCGGCCAUGGAAGGUAUGGUCAUGACAGACAGUGUCAGUGACCUGGUACGCGAACUAGUAGGGCAGGUGGCGCCAGCUCUCUAUUCGGACAACGUUGCAUGCACUUGCUUGAUCGCUCUCCCGGCGGGCUCAUGGAGAACCCGUCAUUUGAGACUUCGCGCGAGAAGAUUGCACGAGAGAAUAGAGAAUGAGGAGCUUCAAUGUUUUCACCUACCAGGGGAGGUCAUGACCGCGGACCUAUUAACCAAGUCGCUUUCGUCUCAGAGGAUGCAGAAGCUACUUGACUUGGCUGGAGUCGUCCAGUUGUCCCAUGUCUUAAGAUGCGCCGUGGUGGUGCUGAGCAUCUCCAGAGCGCAAGCUCAGCCAUCUGAAGAUGAAGAAGAUGAAGCGUCAUGGGUGACAGUAGUCGCUUUUGGGGAUGACGUUGGACUGGUAGGGCCAGAGGAUCAGGUCGAAGUUGUGGCUGCGGACUUGAUCGCUAGGGCGCUAGAAGAAGAAGAACGCGGCAGGGCCUAA
This is a messenger RNA of Symbiodinium natans, 2697 nucleotides long. The record is from the annotation of a GenBank genome assembly. Lineage: Eukaryota; Dinophyceae; Suessiales; Symbiodiniaceae.